AUGAUAAGAUAUCGUGGCAAGAAAAACGUAAUUGAUAAAGUAAAAGAAUUGGAUGCCUUUCCUAAGGUGCCUGAAGAAUACGUGGACAGUACACCGGUAGGCGGAACGUUUUCAAUCAUCACGUUUUUUAUUAUCGUGUGCCUUAUAUACAGUGAAGUAACAUACUUUCUAGACAGCAAUUUAGUAUUUAAAUUCAUGCCAGACACAGAUAUGGAUGAAAAACUCCGCAUAAAUAUUGAUAUUACAGUUUCAAUGCCGUGCUCCAAUUUAGGAGCCGAUAUUCUCGAUUCGACAUCGCAGAGUGUAUUUGGUUUCGGCGAAUUACAAGAGGAAGAUACGUGGUUUGAACUAUCUGAAGAACAACAGGAUGCAUUUGAAGCAGUGAAACAUUUAAAUUCAUAUCUCAGGGAAGAAUACCAUUCACUAUGGCAAUUGUUGUGGAAGAAAGGUCACGGAUCAGUCAGAGCGACAAUACCGCCGCGAAAAACAAAACCAAACCGAAAACCUGACGCCUGCAGACUACACGGGGUAUUAACAUUAAAUAAAGUGGCUGGCAACUUUCAUAUAACUGCCGGUAAAAGCUUACAUUUACCGCGAGGCCACAUACAUCUUAACAUGUUGUUUGAUGAUACACCUCAGAACUUCAGUCACAGAAUACAUAGAUUAAGUUUUGGUAGUCCAGCGAAUGGAAUAAUUUAUCCCCUGGAAGGUGAUGAAAAGAUUACAAAAGAUGAAAACAUGUUGUAUCAAUACUUCAUCGAAGUUGUGCCCACAGAUGUCGAUACAACAUUUGAAUCCAUAAAAACAUUCCAGUACUCAGUCAAAGAGUUAGAAAGACCGAUUAGUCAUUCGCAUGGCUCUCAUGGAGUUCCAGGCAUUUUCUUCAAAUAUGAUAUGGGAGCUAUAAAAAUCAAAGUGUAUCAGGAAAGAGAAAAUCUUCUACAAUUCAUGUUAAGACUUUUUUCAAUUAUCGGUGGUAUUUAUGUUAUAGUAGGUUUUGUAAAUACACUAGUCUUAUCAUUAAGAACAGCUUUUAUAAAGAAAGCAGCACCAGAUGUCUUAAAUCGCUGUAGUGAAAAACCCUUACAAGUCAAUCCAUUAUUAGUUUCAUCAAAUUUAUUAGUGCCUGAUGGACCUGAUUUAAUAAGACAAUGA
Messenger RNA from Leptosia nina, 1155 nucleotides. NCBI's taxonomy places the organism in Eukaryota, Metazoa, Arthropoda, Insecta, Lepidoptera, Pieridae. The record is from the annotation of a GenBank genome assembly.